This is a messenger RNA of Empidonax traillii (willow flycatcher), 1043 nucleotides long. RefSeq names its product ubiquitin-like modifier-activating enzyme 1. NCBI's taxonomy places the organism in Eukaryota, Metazoa, Chordata, Aves, Passeriformes, Tyrannidae. The coding region runs from base 30 to 1028 and encodes 332 amino acids. Gene Ontology annotation, cellular component: SUMO activating enzyme complex; cytoplasm. The record is from RefSeq and is a predicted model, not a curated record. Gene Ontology annotation, molecular function: SUMO activating enzyme activity. Gene Ontology annotation, biological process: protein sumoylation. The transcript is spliced from 7 exons.
GUCACAGGUACGUGCUGGGCCACGAGGCCAUGAAGCGCAUGCAGACCUCCAACGUGCUGGUGUCGGGGCUGCGGGGGCUCGGCGUGGAGGUGGCCAAGAACCUGGUGCUGGGGGGAGUCAAGUCUGUCACCCUGCACGAUCCCCACCCUGCGGCCUGGACAGACCUCGCUUCCCAGUUCUACCUGCGGGAGGAGGACGUGGGGCAGAGCCGGGCGGAGGCGACGCUGCCACGCCUGGCGGAGCUCAACUCCUACGUGGCCGUGACCAGCACGCGGGAGCCGCUGUCCCAGGAGCUGCUGGCGCCCUUCCAGGUGGUGGUCCUGACCAACUCCCCCCUGGAGGAGCAGCUCUGGGUCGGCGACUUCUGCCACAGCCACGGCAUCAAACUGGUGGUGGCCGACACGCGCGGGCUCUUCGGGCAGCUGUUCUGUGACUUUGGGGACGACAUGGUGGUGACAGACCCCAACGGGGAGCAGCCCCUCAGCGCCAUGGUCUCCAUGGUGACCAAGGGGUGCCCCGGGGAGGUGACGUGUCUGGACGAGGCGCGUCACGGCUUCGAGACGGGUGACUUUGUCACCUUCACCGAGGUGGAGGGGAUGGAGGAGCUGAAUCGCUGCGGCCCCGUCGAGAUCCGCGUCCUCGGGCCAUACACCUUCAGCAUCGGGGACACCAGCGGGUUCGGGGACUACGUGCGGGGGGGCAUCGUCACCCAGGUCAAGAUGCCCAAGCACAUCCACUUCAAGCGGUUCCGGGACGCUCUGGCUGAGCCGGAGAUGAUGGUGACGGAUUUUGGGAAGGUCGAGAGACCCUCGAUGAUGCACUGGGGGUGGCAGGGACUGCACCGCUUCAUGCGCCAGCACGGCCGCCCUCCCCGGCCCCGCCACCAGGUAGGGACAUGGGGGGACAGCAGGGACGUGGAGGGGACGGUGGGUGGAGGGACUUUGAGGGUGUUGGAGAUGUGGAGGCCACCGGGUCCUACCCCAGCAUGGCCACCCCUGUGGGCCAUGUGCAGCUGCUGGGGACACUGAGGGCGUUGGGUACAC